This is a messenger RNA of Diabrotica virgifera virgifera (western corn rootworm), 1763 nucleotides long. RefSeq lists its product as uncharacterized. Lineage: Eukaryota; Metazoa; Arthropoda; Insecta; Coleoptera; Chrysomelidae. Gene Ontology annotation, cellular component: membrane. The record is from RefSeq and is a predicted model, not a curated record. Gene Ontology annotation, molecular function: phosphatidylinositol bisphosphate binding. The transcript is spliced from 9 exons. Bases 29 to 1600 code for a protein of 523 amino acids.
UAUCAAUAUCAAGUGUUUGAUAUUUAAAAUGAAAUUUAAAUUUUCCGCUGAUGAUGUAAUUGCUGAGAAAAGAACAACACAAGGAAAUAUAAAUCUUAUUAAACAAUGGCUGUUUGCAGCCAAUGAAAAAUAUGUACCAUCUAAAUUAUCAGCUGAAUUCAUAGUUCUAUUUCUAUUGUCUUGUAACAAUGACAUUGAUAUGACUAAAAAGACUAUUACUGCCUACUAUAAAUUAAGAAAAGAUGCACCUGAACUGUUUGAUGACAGAACUUCCGAGAGAGAAGAUAUUCAGAAAGCGCUAAACACACUGAGAAUGGUAAGCAUACCAAAUCGGACAGAAGAAAACUAUCAAGUGGUUUAUCUUAGUCUCAAGGAUACAGAUAGCAGUAACUUUGAACUGAAUCCCGUUAUGAAAGCCUCAUUAAUGCUAAUAGAUAUAGAACACCACAAUAGCCCACCAGAUGGAGUUAUGUUUCUAGCUGAUAUGAAAGGGUUCGGGUUUUUACACGCGUUUAAAUUGAAUCCAAUCUCGUUAAAGAAAUAUUUCAAUUAUCUUGGAGAAGGAAUACCAACUCAGUUCAAAGGAAUGCAUUUAAUGAACGGAAAUUAUUUCGUGGAUCAAUUGUUGAGCAUUCUUAAGGUGUUUAUGGCUUCAGACCUUAUAAAAAGGAUCUCUAAGAUGAAAUUUAAGUUCUCUGUUGAAGAUAUACUGGACAAGGGUAGAACUUCGUUAAAAAAUAUUGAUGUAAUUAAAGAAUGGUUAUUGACAGUUAAAGAAAAUCAUGUACCGUCCACAAUACAAGAUGAGUUAAUCGUACUAUUUCUGUUAUCAUGUGAAGAUGACAUAGAUCUUACCAAGAAAACUGUCUGUGCAUAUUAUAGGCUAAGGAUGGAGGCACCUGAAAUACACGAUGACAGAAAUACCAAAAGAGAAGAUAUUAAAAAAGCGCUUAAUACACUACGAAUGAUCACUGUCCCAGUUAGAACAGAAGAUAAUUAUCAAGUAUUAUAUUUCAGUCUGAGAGAUACAAACUAUAUAAAUUUCGAACUUCUUCCGACAAUGAAAGCCUCUUUGAUGCUCUUAGAUAUCGAACACCAAAGCCACCCUCCUGACGGGGUUGUUUUCUUAGCCGAUAUGAAAGGGUUUGGUGUAGGGCACGUCAUCAAGUUAAGGCCAGACCCCUUGAAGAAGUACUUCACAUAUAUUGAAGAAGGAGUACCGAUUCGAUUUGUAGGGCUACAUUUUAUGAACGGAAAUUUCUUUUUGGACAACUUGAUGAGCAUGCUUAGGAUAUUUAUUAGCCCUGAUGUACUAAAGAGGAAGUUUCCAAACUACAGGCAAUCUCCACUGCUCCCUCAAAGUCUAGAUUCCUGGUGCCCAAUAGUCUUGCUUGUAUUCUUUUGGAACAUAAAACAAAUUGGUUCCUUAUGGCAGACUUUAGAUGUGCUUGAAAAUUGCAAUUUAUAUAGAAAUUAUUGCACUGAUUCUCCUUCUACUUGCUGUCUGCGUUUAAAUCUUUACAUGUUCAUCCACACGGUUGGAAUCCAGAAGAACUAUUGCCAAAGGACUGUCUUCCUAAGGAAGUGGGAGGGCAUCUAGGGCUAGAAGAAGAGCUUACUAAAACAACUUUGGAUUUUUUUAAAGAACGGGAAGAUUUUUGGGAGAAGGAAGAAAAGAUGAGAAAAGCAAUAAUUAAAUAACAGUUGUUUUGUAGUUCAUGUUAUUUUUUAAUUUUUGUUAUUAUAGUUCUAUUUUGUUUCAA